AUGGACAAUUUAAAGAAUGUAACCGUAUUAGAUGUGGCGGAACCUAAAAUCGUAUUCGAUAUAAAAAACAAAGAAAUAGAUGAAGAAAAUGAUGAUAAAAUUUGGAAAAGGAAAACGGAAAAUUGGAACGUAAUUAAUUUAAAACGUUCUUACGAAGAUGACUCGAUGAAUUCGAAAAAGAGAAGAAAACAAUUGAAACCGAUUAAAAUAGAUAUGACAAAUUUUGAUGAUAUGGUUCAAGUUCCUAAAAAAAUCAUAGGCCUCUAUAACAAUGUUGUAGGUACGACGACCAUAAUGUCUUCUCCAAAAUCAGAAGAUGAAGAAGAUGAAGAUGAAUUAUUAAACGAAGAAAAAAUGUUUUCAAUGUCGGUCGAUAAAAACGAUAUAAAUGUUCCUAAUAUUGAUACGGGACCAAAAUUUUUAACAAAUCCACAUUUUAUGUUUCCAUUGUCAUUUCAAACGAUGACAAAUUCAAAUAAUUAUUUUACAGAAGCCAAUUUGAAAAUAUUCAAUCAGGAAGCUUAUUGCGAACUAUGUAAAAAAGAAUUUUGUAACAAAUAUUUUUUAAAAACACACAAAGCAAAUAAACAUGGGAUAUAUACGGACGUACUACCAAUGAUUCCACCUGUUAAUAAAAUCAAUAUGAAAAUCGAAGGCAAAGAUGACGGAACUACAAUGAAAUCAUUUGAAAAUGGUGGAGAAAUGGGAGAAGAAACGGGAGACUGCACACAAACUGCCUUCUGCGAUAUUUGCAACAAAAAAUUUUGCAAUAAGUAUUUUGUUAAAAAGCACAAAAAUAAAUGUCACGGUACGAACGAGGAUGAUGAUAUCCAUGGAUUAUUACACCCGUGUCAUAAAGAAAUCCAUACAAAAUUAGUACAAAAUAUUUCAAACGAUAGUACAAAAGAAACCGAUAGUACCUUAAUUAUGAUUAAACCCUUGGCUCUCACGUCUUCAAAAAAAGAAGAAAAUGAUGAUGAAUCAGACAAUCACGAUGAUGGGAAAAAAGAAAAUGCGGAUGAUGAACAAUUGAGUCCAUUGAAUUUAAUUAUGAGCGGAAAAGAAACAAGACAAAAAAAACAAGAAUCCGUCGUUGAUGAUUUAAAAAAAGAAGAAGAAGUGAUUUCUUCUGAUGAUGACAUAGGCGAGAAAAACGAUGGUAACGGUGAGGAGGACAACGACGAUGAUGAUGAUGACCAAGACGAUGACGAUGAGGAAAACGACAAUGAUGAUGAGUGUUCGAGUGAAAACAUAGAAAAGUUACAAACUAUGCUUUUAAGACUAAAUCCGUCCGAUAUAGAAAGCAGCAAAACGUGCAAAGUUUGUAAUGAUGUAAUUGAUAAUUCCGACGACCAACAGCAUAAAUGCAACAGCAUUCAUUUGGAAAACAACAGAGAAAAAAUAAAUUCAUCCGAGACGAACGAGAGUUCGAACGAUUCGAAAAUCGAAUUCGAAACUGCCAAAAUGGAAAAUCAAGAUUAUUUUUUCAUUAAUCGAUAUAAUAAUUUAAAACAAAUGAAACCGACGAGUAGUUAUUGCGAGAUAUGCAACAAAGAAUUGUGUAACAAAUAUUUCAUGAGGACACACAUGCAAAGAAUGCACGGAAUCGAAAUCGAACAUGGUGCCCAAAUCGGCGGUGUCGUUUGUAACAUUUGUAACAAAGAAUUAUGCAGCAAAUAUUUUUUAAGAGUACACAAGCAAAACACUCACGGUAUAAUGAGUCCGAAUUCAAUUCUCGGUCCGUCCACAUCCGGAAACGUGUCAAAUCAAAGAAUAGAAACCAUUAAACCGACGCGAGGAGAUUCAAAAUUAACACAGAGUUUAACUCAAGCAUGUUACAUAUGUAAUAAAAGAUUUCGAAGUCCGAAAUGGCUUCAGGCACAUUUUGCUAGCGACCAUAGAGAAGAAACAACCAACACCACCAUCACCAUCACGACCACGACCGGAAAAACAGAAUCAAACGAUUCAGCAGAAGGAAAUUCGAAGGAAGAACAAUUCGGAUCGUCAUCAUCAUCGUCGUUGCCUACAUCCAAAGACAAUAAUCAUUCGAGUGAUACCGGAGUUAAGUUAAAAGAUAAUCCUCCGGAAGGUUUGGACGUUAUAUCGAAAAUAUUUUGGGAAAACGAUUCAGCAUCGAAAACUUUUAACUGUUCUCGGUGUCCUUUCACUACUUCCGUUCUUGCAUUUUUAUUCGUACACGAAAGAUCACAUUUUGUUUUAUCCCAAGAUCCGUCUGAUUCUUCUUCUACUACAACAACAACAACAACUACUACUAAAUCAUCAUCAUCAUUAGCAACUUCAGCAUCAUCUCUACAGAAUUUAAUACGAGAUAAAGCAUUUUGGCAACACAAAAUAACUCAGGAAUUACCAGAGUGUUUAGAUUUAUCCGGAACCAAAUCCAAAUACGUUAGAUUAGAACAAAAUGGAAGCUAG
Molecule: messenger RNA, 2433 nt
Organism: Pediculus humanus corporis (human body louse)
Lineage: Eukaryota; Metazoa; Arthropoda; Insecta; Psocodea; Pediculidae
Exons: 2
Coding region: 1-2433 (810 amino acids)
Source: RefSeq, a predicted model, not a curated record